Messenger RNA from Symbiodinium necroappetens, 2013 nucleotides. The record is from the annotation of a GenBank genome assembly. NCBI's taxonomy places the organism in Eukaryota, Dinophyceae, Suessiales, Symbiodiniaceae.
AUGCGCUCCUCUGUGUCAACGACCAGCUUCUCCGGCGAUGGGGACGAUCGUGGCAGAGGCCGCUGUUGCGCCGCAAAGUCCUACUACGUGCCGCAAAGCACCCUCAGACGCGGCUUUCUGAAGCUGGAGUCUCGCUACUCCUCCGAUGCUCCAGGUGAUCUCCCUCCGAGUAUCAUCCUGGGCGCUUUGCGGCGAUUUGAUGCGGAGUUCCGGCCAGGGCGGAACGAGAUCGACCGCUUGAACCUUAUCGAGCAGCUCGCCCACUCCGAACGAGACAUCGGCAAAGUCAAGUGGAACUGCAAAGAGCUGUUACAGGCCUUCUUCGUGAAAAUGAACCCCUUCGAGCGGUUAUACUUUACGGUAGACGUGGGGGGCACCUCCAGCUUAUUGUCCAGAGCUGUCAGCGCCAUCAUGGUUGCAGCCAUCGUGAUUAGCAUUGCGAUCUGGAUGGCCGGAACCAUGGUCUCCUUCUCGGUAGUCCCUUGCACGGACUGCGAGCCCGAACCGCUGCCCUGGAUGCAAGUGGUCGACGAGACCUGCGUUGUCAUUUUUACCAUCGAGUUCCUGACAAGGAUGCUCACCGCCCCGUUCGCGCGAACCAAGCUGCUGAAUCGGCGAUUCCUGCUCGAAACUGUCUUUACCGUCAACGCGAAGACGGAGGAUGCUUCGGAACUCUCACAGGCAGAUCUAGGCAUCCAGUGGUCCAAGUUCGCCUCGAACUGGUGGAGCUUCUGGAAGCAGCCCGCUGCGAUCGUGGAUCUGUUCACAGUUCUGCCCUAUUGGAUUGAAGUGCCCGGGCAAAAGAUGAGCGCAAAGUCCAUUAGUUCUCCCGAACACCAAGAGAACGUCUUUGUUCAAGCCUUCCCGGCGUUUAUCCUCACUACGGCCUUGCUGGUCUUCGCACUGAUUGUUUUCAGCGCGCUUAUGUACACCGUGGAGCGGGGCGACUGGUACCCUGAGUCUGUAGUGAUGCGGAUGGAGACGACCCUCACGGCUUUGGCCGGCAGCCAGGGAGCUGCUGAGGCAAUCCUGCACGAAGCCAGGACGUCUGGUGGGGUGUUUAUCCGGACGCAAGGAGACGGGUUCGUCGACAUGAGCCCCUUCACGAGCAUUUUGUCUGCCUUCUGGUGGACCCUGGCGACCAUCACGACGGUCGGCUACGGUGACAACACUCCCAUCACAAUAGGAGGCAAGGUGGUUGGAUCGUUUGCCAUCCUCUAUGGCACGAUCUUGCUGGGCCUUCCCAUUGGCAUCAUCGGUUCGCAGUUCAGCACUGAGUUCGCGCGCAUGGUGGCCACAAAUCGGAUCCAUCGGUCCCGACAGGAGCGAAAUCACCAGAGGAAGGACGAGGCUGAACAGAGCCGCGGAAGAAGUGGGCUGAUGAGCAUGGAUGCAGGAGGUGCUGAGUCUGCGCAGACGAGCCCUACAACGUCUCCGUCCAAACUGAAGAAGAAGAUGUCGCACCGUGUUGUCGACACCUUCAAGAGAGUGGUCCGAACAAGCGGCAGCCGUGCUCCCAGGGGCGGCGAGCAGGUGGUCGCUGCGGCAGCGAAGCUGCACCGACUGCCCUUGAGACCGCGGCAGCGCGAGCAGCUAAUCUCGGCCAAGUACGCCUUCGAAGACCUGAUGAAGAUGCAUGGCGAAAGCCUUGGUAUCGCGCCGGAGACACAGCAGGCUUGGCUCGACUGCCUGUGGGCCACACAGUUCUGCGCGGGCCCUGACCUGGACAGAUUGUCUGCGAGGAUAUUGACCUUCCUUUCUGAUGCCGAGAUGCGGCGUGGAGGUGGUUAUGCUCAGCUGGUCCGCCUUGCUUGGUUUGACCUUUGCAUGGCCUGCUGCUCGGUCUCGGAGAAGACCUCGCAGAAGCGGCCGAGCGUGAAGUCGGAAAAUUCUGCGGACCAGAGUGUCUCGGACUCGGCGUCCCUCUCGGAUGGUAAUGAGCUCCAGGAGAGGGUCUGGCAACAACUGCGAGGUGCCCACGACGGCGCAGAAAAGUGCAAGGCGUCGCUGUAG